This is a messenger RNA of Meloidogyne enterolobii, 404 nucleotides long. The record is from the annotation of a GenBank genome assembly. NCBI's taxonomy places the organism in Eukaryota, Metazoa, Nematoda, Chromadorea, Rhabditida, Meloidogynidae.
UUCUUAAUAAAAUGGUAUCCUCCUUAGCAGCUUCAUCAACUUCCGCCUCUUCCACCUCCUCAACUUCCAGUAAUGCCCAAGACCAACAAUUGUACUAUGCCCAAUUAUUAGCUGUACAACAGCAAAAUGAAGGAAAUGUUGAAAAUAAUAUAAUCAAAAGUGUUGAGGAACAACAAGAAUUAAAUGAUAGGAAAAAGGAAGAAACUGAACGGGAAAGGAAGGAAAGGGAAUGGAGUGAAAGAAAUACUAAUUUAAUUGUUAAUUAUGUUCCCCAAAAUAUGAGCCAAGAAGAAGUACGUGCCCUAUUUGGAUCUAUCGGAGAAGUUGAAGCCUGUAAACUCAUUAAAGACAAAAAUACAGGUCAUUUAUACUUUAAAAUAUUUUUAAUUUUUAAAUUAACCUAA